AUGGACGGCACGCAAUCGGCGAUAUCCUCUACCUGCACCAACAUAAGCAUCGCCGUCUCUCUCAGGGUUGCUGAACCGCCCGCUGUGUCCCGUCUCUACCUCCACUGGCCCGAGCGAUUCAUGACGGCGUCGUUGAGCCAGGUGAGUCAGCCGUUCAUCAUCGCGGCUCACGGCCGCUCCAUACUUUUCCAGGCGCAGGCCCCCUUCGUUGGAGAUAGCUGUCCGGCAUUCUACUAUUACCCCAUGGACUAUUUCCUCUACACAGCCUCUGACUCAGAGAAGUCUCCUUGUCUCAUGCGACUCCCGCCUUGCUUCGAUGGUGGGGACAAGAACCCGGACGUGGAUUUGUACUUCCACCCGUACCGUCUCCAGCAGCUGCGAUCUAUGUGGCGUGAUGACAUUGGCCUCCUUUGCCGUGGCAAGGGGGAGUUCGUGGUGGCGCAGCUCACAUUUGGCGGCCAGCUCUGCGUGCUACACCAUAAACCUGGGGAGGAGCAGGGCGACAUGAAUUGGAGCGUCGAAAAUAUGCCCUUACCUGACGGCGAUGACAUCCCAAACCUGCUGUGUGGUUCGUGGCAAACGGACGCCGUCGUCCCCUAUGGUGAUUGUUACCUGUGCUGGGCGGAUUGCUACCUGGGCUUGCUUUUUGUCGGUGUCAUUGACAAGCGGACGAAGCCCCCGUGCUACGUCCCCUUACCUGAUGGUCUGGAUUCCAAUCGUUUGUGCAUUGACCCAGGGUAUCCUGACCCGGCCCGUCGUGUCUGUGUCUCUGAGUCCAGCAUGAUUAACCUCAUAUGUGUUGGUGAUCAUGCUGGCUGCAGUGUGUGUGCCAGUUCUUAUUCUGCUUUCACUAUCACAGUAUGGACUUUGACCAACUUAAGGGAAAAGAAAUGGAUGAAAUGUUUCACCAUGGAAGACAGCAAGUUCUGGGCUGCUCUUGAUUUUGACAAGCGUCUUCCGCAUGUGCUACCAGAGUUCCCUACCAUCAGCUUGGUUAAGCCUGAUGUUGUUUACUUCCGGUUGAAUGGUGGUAAUAAACUUUUCUGGCUGAUUGAGAUUGACAUGAAGAAGGAAGUGCUGGGGUCAACCAGUCUCUACAUCUUUGAAGAAGAAGAAGAAGAGAAAUGCUCCAUUGACAUGGCCCACUGGAGAUCAUUUCCUGGUUACUCCUUUGUUCCCAGCCCGUUCACCCGAUACUUGGACCAGCAUGCCAUCAGAAGUCUGGAACUCAGCGAGAAGUUACAGAAUAUAAGACUUGAGCAAGCUAAAGAAAAGAUAUUUGUUGAAGAGUGA
Messenger RNA from Triticum turgidum subsp. durum (durum wheat), 1293 nucleotides. The record is from the annotation of a GenBank genome assembly. Lineage: Eukaryota; Viridiplantae; Streptophyta; Magnoliopsida; Poales; Poaceae.